Molecule: messenger RNA, 2370 nt
Organism: Hippocampus zosterae (dwarf seahorse)
Lineage: Eukaryota; Metazoa; Chordata; Actinopteri; Syngnathiformes; Syngnathidae
Product: caspase-6-like
Exons: 8
Coding region: 559-1425 (288 amino acids)
Biological process (GO): proteolysis; apoptotic process
Cellular component (GO): cytoplasm
Source: RefSeq, a predicted model, not a curated record
AAACAUGAUGGUGCAACUGGGCGAACGCUUAUGGCCACUCAUGAAAUGUCACAGCCUGGUCGCUGCAAAGAAAAAAAACCCCUCCACCUUUGAGAAAGAUACAAAGAAAAAGGUUAAAGAGGACACAAGUGGAGGAAACAGUCAUACAAGGAGAAGAGGAUGUGAAGGAGAACGAACAGGAGACAGCAAAAGACGCAUUUAGAGGAUGAAGUCAAUGGGAUGAAGAGAGUGAGAAAAGACAAGGAAAAUAUAUUUUUAAAGAAACAAAGUGAAAGGUUUUACGACGACACAAGAAGAAAGAGUCGAGAAGUAAACGAGUCUCGGGGCUAAACUGAAGUCAUUUAUCAAAUUUCUAACUUUGAUUCGGGGUGCAGCGCGGAAGCAUACCCUUUGAUUGGCAGCUCGUGUGGGCCAAUUGUCUACCAUCUCUUGACCAAUGAGCGCAGAGGAGGGCGGAGCUGAUUGAGGUAUCUGUGAGGAGUUGGCGAACUGUUGUCCAGGGAAAGGUGGAGUAAAACAGCAAAGGGAAAAGGUUGCCGUCCAGCAGUGAGCGUUACCAUGAUGCACCACACGACCGUCACAGACAGUACGACUCUAUACGUCCAGAAUCUAACAGAGACGGAUGCCUUCAAUAGGGAUAAUUUUUUGGACCCUGCCGAGGAGUACAAGAUGGACUACAAACGACGAGGCCAGGCGCUCAUUUUUAACCAGGAGCGCUUCUUCUGGCGCCUCGGCAUGAACGACCGACACGGCACAAACAAUGACCGUUACAACCUGGAGAUCAGGCUAAAGGCGCUCAACUUUGAUGUGAAAGUUUACGACAACUACAAAAACGAGGAAGUCCUGGAGAUAAUCCAUAAAGCCGCUAAGGAUAAUCACUCGGAUGCAGAUUGCUUUGUGCUCAUUUUCCUGAGCCACGGCGAGGACGAGCACGUGUACACCUACGACGGCAAGAUCAGCAUCCAGCACAUCACGUCGCUCUUCAAAGGCGACAAGUGCCAAAGCCUGGUUGGGAAGCCCAAGAUCUUUGUGUUGCAGGCGUGUCGCGGAGACAAACAUGACGACCCCGUGGUGCCCUACGACGCUGUGGACAGCGAGUUGAGUACCGGCGAGGUGGUGGUUGACGCCAGUGCUAUUCACACGCUUCCGGCCGGAGCUGAUUUCAUCAUGUGCUACUCAGUGGCGGAAGGUUACUACUCACACCGGGAUACGCUGAACGGUUCGUGGUACAUCCAGGACCUGUGCGAGCUGCUGAGGAAGUAUGGCGACUCUCUGGAAUUCACCGAACUCCUGACGCUGGUCAACCGCACGGUGUCGGCGAGGAGCGUUUUGUCAAGCAAGGACAGGGAGGCCAUCGGCAAGAAGCAGGUACCCUGCUUCGCCUCCAUGCUCACCAAGAAGCUUUACUUCCGCCCCAAAAAGUAAAACCUUCCGCCACUCUGGCAUCCAUCCUAAAACGGCUUGACAAUCACAGGAAAGCUUCCAGUUUUCUCCGACAUUCCCCUUGGCUUAAUUACUCUCAUUUUCUAAUUCUGUUGCUUGCAUGAAAGUAAAUAUGACAGUUGAGCUCAAGAUUUCCGGAAAGCGCGCAGCCUGGCUUGCCAGAACUUUUGCUGAGUCAAUUAUAUAUAUAUUUUAACCCCCCCCGAUUUAUUUGGUGUCAGGAAUUUUUUUUUGUGUGCUUAGGUCAUGAGGAAAACCUUCCCCUUUCGUUCCAUUCAUCGAAAUAUGGUACGGUUUACUUAUUUGUAGCCUACUGAGUAACAAACACAUCACGCAAUAAUUUUGACUCUUUUUAGCAUUGCCCGUCAGCACAGCGCAAUGACAAUGAUUCUAAUUGUUAUGACAGCCUUGAACACACCCUCUUCUUUAUCUAAACUUUACCAAUUGGAUAUCAGGUGUCCCUGUUCGGUUUAUUUUACCUUUUAUUGAUGACAAGGUGCAUCUUAACUUUUAACUUUACAGUGGAUCACUUUUUAUGACUUUUCUUCAAUAUGCUGUCCCCCCCAACCCCCCAAAAAAGGGAAUUUAUGUAUUUUUACGUGUGCGUUUGUAUUCGUCUUCCAAGUUGUCACUGGUCAAACUUGUCUUCAAAAUGUGAGAUAUGUUUUUUGCACCCUAAACCACAGCUGACACUAAUGAUGACUGUACCUCAGGGAGUAUGGGUGCGUGCAUAAAAAAAAGUCACGAUGCACUGCAUCACUUAUGAAGAACAAAGCAACUCGCAUUAGUCAUCUGUCUGUGACAAACCGAUUCAGCAAAUAAGUUUAUUUCAAUUUUCCAGUUUGUUUGUAUCCGUCCUUCCUCCCCCCAUCCAAAUACAACAGUCAUCAAUAUUUCUGAUUAAAAAUGCAGCAUUAUGAAAAUAAA